GAAGAGGAGCGUAGCUGCGAGAGAGCUCAUCACAGGAGUGUGUCGGAAACACAGCAGAGGAGCAUCUCUCCGUUGGAGUAUCACAGCGCUGGUGGUGCUGGCAGAGCAUGCAAGAGUGGAGACAGGGGAAUCUACUGGUGCUGUUGAUCCCGGUGUCCAUGGCAAAAGCUGCUUGAGCAGGAGACAGGGAAAACGGCGCAGCAGCCAGGAUCUUGCCAAGGGGGUAGCAUUUUACAGCGACAACGAAGCGUGGAGACAGCUGAAACCUGCACACACACUGGAAAACACACGUGCACACAGUUGAGUUGGGUGCGACAGUCGUACUCAUGCUGCAUUUAAAAGAUUCUCUACAACCCUUCUUCUUCUGAAACACACAAACUUGCACAGAUACAAAAUGGUACAUUUUCUUGUGCAUGGAUCCUGGAUGAUGGAGAGAAAAACUUCUGGAUAGGGAAUUCGUUUUAAAGCAGAAUUUACCGCAGACAUUUUUCCUCUCAGAAUAACUUUCUCGUUUUGGGGGAGUUGCAGGUUUAAUCCCUCUAUCUAAGCACAACACAAAAUAACCACUAUUCUUAGUUGCAGGAAUUGAGAGCGGUCUUUGAGACCAUUAAAAUGCAUCAUCCUGAUUCAGUCUGAGCAGUAAGUGGAUUAUGACGGCAAUAUUUUGGGAUUUCUCCUUCGCUUGAAAAAGAAAAGUCCCAAGAGAAAUAUAUCCAUGACCGGUGGAUAUACGUCUGUCAGAGAAGGAGAGGAUCCUGAGCUUUUUCUCCUCUCUUCUCCUGUGGAUUACAGAUGGGCUUUGUGAUCUCCCAGUGCAGUCACAUGGAUGAUCGCUCGCUGCCAGUCAUUAGGAUAAAGUACAAAGAGGGACACAAGUGAGUAUUCAGCUGGAUUUCUAUCUCUGAAGGCUUAAGCUUGUGUGAAAACAAGGGUGUCGGAGAUGAAUCUGGAAUGAGAACACACCACAGCAGCUUGUUUGUUUCUAUUUUAAUAACAGAAAAUGCAACUCGUUGAUUAAAUUGCUGUGUUGUGUUGGAUGAGUGAUUAUCAGGGUGUUAAAGGUAGACACACAUCCUCAGAUUUAUUAAUUGUUACAAUAGGAAACCUGUAUGUUUACAGACCAUUUGCCAAUCAACAUAAUUUACUAAAUGAGGGGUACUGUCUACCCGGCAGGUGGCUUGGGCACAAGUGGAGAUUGAUUGAAGUGAUCUUUGUGACUCCUAUUAAUGCAUCCUGGACUCUGGCCAAGGCAGUAGCGAUGGAGGGGAACACUGCUGUCUAGCAGCACUAUCUGAUCUGCACCCUCACUGGACAAACCAAGCACCCUCUGCACUCCCUCUUCAACAACACUCCUCCUCCUCCUCUUCUCGCCCAGGCAAGGAUGGUACCUCCACCUCCCACCAACAAGCCCCAUGUGUGCCUGUCCACCAUCGUGAUCAUGAGCAGCAUGGCACUGAUUGAUGCCUACUUGGUGGAGCAGAACCACGGGCCACGCAAGAUUGGCAUCUGCAUCAUGGUGAUGGUGGGGGACAUCUGCUUCCUGAUAGUCUUGCGUUACGUGGCAGUGUGGGUGGGUGCCGAGGUGCGCACGGCUAAGCGAGGCUACGCCAUGAUCCUCUGGUUCCUUUACAUCUUCGUGCUGGAGAUCAAGGUCUACUUUGUGUAUCAAAACUACAAGGCUGACAGGAAGAGCCUGGAUGCUCUCGCAAGGAAAGCGUUGACGUUGCUGCUGUCCAUUUGUAUCCCUGUGCUAUUUGUGGUACUGGUUGCUAUCGACCAUAUGGAGUAUGUUCGCGCCUUCAAAAAGCGCGAAGAGAUCCGCAAUCGUCUCUUCUGGGUUGUGGUGGACUUGCUGGACAUACUCGACAUCCAAGCCAACCUGUGGGAGCCCCAAAAGAAGGGGCUUCCAUUGUGGGCGGAGGGUCUGAUGUUCUUCUACUGCUACAUCCUGUUGCUCGUGCUGCCCUGCGUGUCCUUGAGCGAGAUCAGCAUGCAGGGCAUCAACAUCGUGCCCCACAAGAUGCUCCUGUACCCAAUCCUGAGCCUGAUAACCAUCAACGUCAUCACCCUCUUCAUCCGCGGCGGAAACAUGAUCCUCUAUAGGGACGCCAGGGUAUCCGGGAUCCUGAUAGGAAAGAACAUCCUGGCCAUCAUCCUAAAGACCUGCAGCUUCGUGCAGUAUAGGAGACAGUUGCAGAACGCUUCUCCUGCCUUCGGGGUGGAGCUGCAAAAAAACUCUGUGGCCCACGCUCGCCCUGCCCCCAUCCCUCCUCAAGUGAUCAUGCAGGACCAGACGGCCCUCCCCGAGGUGACGUCGUGUGAGCACACAUGACCCUCAGAACGCUGGCAGGGCUCAACAUUCCACCCCUUUUAGGGCACGUGAAGACUCAUGUGGGCAAACAUUGAUGCUUAAUGGCACGCAGGACACUGCAGACGCUCAGCGACAAUAGAGUGGUGCUGUAUCCAAAGCUGUCAUGGUGCAAAAUACAGCAUCAAUUUUGAUUUUGUUGAAGCAUUUCCUCCAAUGGUUUCGGUUAACUGUGUAUUUUUUCUAAUUGUACAAAAUAUAUAAAAAAAAGGGCAACUACUGCAAGAUUAGAGGAUAUAUUUUUGAAUUGUGUGUGUUCAAAUCUUAAACUUAAGAGUCUGUGUGCCGUGGUGUGUGUAUUUCUGUUGCUCGAAUGUUCUUAGUAGUCGAGGGCUUUAACACGUCAAAGUCAGGAGGAGCAACCAAUGGGAGAAUCAAAGUAAUGAAAAUAACAGUUAAAGCGUUCUCUUGAAAGAAGUGUGUUUUUUACAUGUGAUUCUUUAAUAUAAAGUAUUGUGUACAAGAUAAAGGCUUUCCUGCUCUUUUACUCGCUGUAAAAAAAAGUUUUUUCAUGAAAUGAUUUAAAAGUUAUUGGACCAAUUGAGUUUAUUUCACUUUUUAAUCAAUAUUCAGCAGAUGUUCUUUAAUUACGAUGGUUUACAAAUGAAAAUAGAGAAUGAUUUUUUCUCGCUCUGGUUAAAUCUACAAUUAGAGACUACUUAAUUGCUCAAGUGGCGCCUUUGUAAUGUCUUUCAACUCGAGUGUGAUCCUUACGUUCCAGACUGCUUGUUAGAAGGGAACAUUUGAAAUAAAUUCUGUGCGCAGUUAUGAGCAGUUUGAUCACUGCAAAGGGUGACGAUUGUGCCGCAACCAUAGGAACGAAUACACAGCCAAGGGGCACCAUUGCAGAUGGAUAAAUGAUUCCCAAAUAAGGAAACCUGUUUAAUAUCCUCCUCAGGCUCCCAGUGACUAUCUGUGCUUGUGCUUUAGUGGCAGAUCUUUGUCAGCACUGUCAUUUUGUUCUUCACACAAAAGGACAAAAUGGAUACUUUGGUCCAGUGAUGUGAAUCCAAACAACAGCCAAGAAAACAUCAUGCCUUCUAAAAUGACAAAUCUCUUUCUGUCUCAAGGAAUCAUUUUCCCCUCAAUCACCACCGGUUGAGUCAGAGCUGGACAUUUUAUUUUGAUGCUUUCAGUAAGAGACAUUAGUACUUACUUGUUGAUUGUCAGAAGAAAAGCCCCUGAUAAAUGGAAGGAGGAUUUUUACUGGGUUGGCCAUUGCUAACGAAGCCAGAAAUGCAAAGACAAAUUGAACUAUGAAGUUAAGUGGUGUGAUAUGACGCAGCGCAAAAAAGCAAAUAAUUUUCCUGGCAGAGGUGCCAAACAAAAAAAGGCUCCUUCUCUUGUACUCAGGUUAUUUCCUUUGCAUAAUCUCUGUCUCACCAGUGAUUGCAUAAUUUAACGCAGACUGGCUGUCCAUGUUUGUUAACGCCCUAAGAGUGCAGAAGCUUGUCCAACAUUUUCAUCUGUGAAAGGCACAGCUACAGGAAGGUGGCAACUUUCUGAGGCACGAACCAUACUAUCACAUCAAGACUGCUGUAGCCAGCAUUAUUUGUCUGUGUUGGUGUCUUGUAAAGUUACAACAUCAGCAAUUUAGAUGCUAUAUGGAUCGUAUUUUUUUUACAGAACUCUAGCAAUAAAAGGAAAACAUUCAUCCUUUAGAGUUGAAUGUGCUGAAUGAGGAGAUCAGUGAUGAACAAUGGGCAAAUGUUUCUGCUGAAAUGGGCUGCGUGGAAGAUGAUGAAAGAGUUACGACAAAAACAACAUCAUUCUAUUGUGCUCUACAAUCAAUAUAUAACAUUCACAUACCUUGAACACAAGGUAAUGCUUUCACAAAAGAUGGCAUUCAAGUCUUUAGUCUUCAUCAUCUUCAUUCAAUGUUGAACCUGAAUGUAACUCACAAAAAUGAAAUUGUGUAGAAGAAAAUUCUUCAACAAUUACCAUUCAAACAGCAGAACUUGGUACGUUUAUACAUCUAUCCCAGUACGCAAUGUAUGGAGGUCAGAGAAGCACCGUGGAUAGGCUAGCAGUCCACUGCAGAGCUAAGAAACAGACAAACGCACUCUUUUUCAAUUUUUUUGAGUCUUGUGUGCAUUUUGACUUUGACAGGAAGAUAAGAGCAUCUAUGGGCACACAGGAAGCACAUUAUGCAAACUAAUGCUAAGUUUCAAAGCCAGGUCCCCCUUGCUGUGAUGUGAUAACUGAACCACUGUGACAGCCUGCAAAGCACAUUCUCAUUCGUUUCAACUCUCAUGUGCAGUUUAAAUGUUGCAUAUGUGGCACAGUUUCUUUACAUAUUGUUAAAACAGGCAUAAGCAAAACAACGCGUUUGCAUUUGAAGUUGUGCAUGUCCUGGACGGGUUGCCAUGAGUUCGAGCAGAUGAUGCACUACAGUCACACACGAAGAACAGAUGGCUGGGGAAAGGAUAACAACUUGUUCAGGCUGAAUGCAAAGGCCUUUACUUUACAGUAUGCAGUGGUGGACGACAUAUUCAGAUUCUUUACUUAAGGAAAAGUUCUAAUACAACACUGAAAUAAUUCCACUAAAAGUAAAAGUCAAUACCUGACUUAAGGGAAACACCAACUCAAUUAAGAAGUCCAAUAUGUAAUUUCCCUGGCCUAGGAAAGUUCAAUUAAUAUAUGUGAACAGGAGGUACUCUCUCCCAAAGCUAUAAACCAGAGAAGUAAGUCUGGAGCUGCUACACAGACUAUGAAUGGAUAAGUUAUUUUGUGGACCCACAGAAGGUUUGUUUUCAUCUUUUAAACCCAAAUGAGUUUCAUUCUAUUGUAGUGUUUUCACUGUCAAAUGUACCCACAUACUCAGAACACUCCCCAGGGUGCUCUCAGUGUCAUCUAUAACAUCUUUCACAAUUCAGUGUCUAUGGAGCAGUUCCAGACUUUAUACUUGAUGACAGCACUCAUGUUUUUGGAUAUGGUGUUGAGUUGUUUAUGUUUACUAAUAUUUUUGGACCAUCUUAGAAUUUUGAAAAAUGGGCGUAGUUCUCCUUUCAGUAAAAGUAUGUAAAUAUUAUCAGCAACAUGUUCUUAAAAGUAUCAAAGUAAAAUACUCAUUCUGCAGAAAAAUGUUCGCUCGGUGUCAGUGUUUUACUAUUAUAUAUGAUGUUUUUGGAUUAAUAUGCUGCUGCAUUAAUGUGUAUUUCGCAUUUUACUGCUGUAGAUGUUUAAGGUUGUGCUAAGUUUAAGUACUAUUGAAAUAAAGGAUCCUUCUUUCAGUUUAUCAGAAACAUUCAGAUUAAAAAUCACCAAAUGUGGAGAUACAUGGUUUCACUGGACAGGAACGAUAUGAAGAAUUGUAAUCUGAAAUCCUUUAAUUUCACAUUAUCUUGUUAAUUAAACUUUCA
Cottoperca gobio is the source of this 5730-nucleotide messenger RNA. RefSeq names its product transmembrane protein 121. NCBI's taxonomy places the organism in Eukaryota, Metazoa, Chordata, Actinopteri, Perciformes, Bovichtidae. The record is from RefSeq and is a predicted model, not a curated record.